GCUCGCUUGUGAACGGAUAUAUUGGUGUUGAUAUCUUAAACUAAAUUUUAUUAUUAUAUCAUUUUAAUUCAAAAAUUUUUUUCUUUGAAACGUUGUACGCGCAUGCACAUACAUCCGGUCUUCAAAUUGUUAUUAAAAAACGAUUAUCGGUUUUCGUUUUAUUGGAAUUCUGCGACGUAAACUUGUUCGUUUCCGUAAUCCGUUCAGUGUUGACUGCUAUGUGGUUCCUGGAUUCGACCGUACAACCUUACCAGCUGACCAUAUCGGAAAGUCGGGACGUCGAUUCCUGUCCGCGACUGAAAUUUUGCUAAAAGUCGCCUUUCGUUGUUGUCUGCAGUCAGUUUCCGACUAUUUGCACUCAUUACUAUGCGCAUCAAGAGCGUUGGCUUCGGAAUCAGGCACCACGUGUGUUUGUUAAUCGUCAUCAAUGUUUUCAUGCCAAUCAUACUUGCAGAAAAUGAAAAUAUCUCUAUAAGUGACUUUAACUCGUUGGACUAUGAUAAUACUUCAACUAUAUUUAUACACAAAAAUAUCGACAAAAGUGCUUCUCAAAAGACGUUCAAUUAUAAACAUAGGUGGAAAAGUAUUUUAAAUGUUUUGGAUACAUGUAAUAAAGAAAUUAUUUUUCCUGAAAUACAAUCAAAUCUUGAAACUGAUAAAAGAAUAGUAUCAGAAAUAGAAGAAAAUCUAAUGACAAAUAAUUUUAACUCAAGCUCAGAAUUUAUAACCAAAGAUAAUUUGGCCGAAGAAUAUAUUACUAUUAAGACUCAUAUGGUAGAUGAUGAAUUUAAAGAAAGUAAAUUGCAGUCUGCCGGUGUAAGUGUAUCUGUUCGUAAUGCUACAGUAAAUGAGGAUAUUCCAUCUUUUAGAGAGUGGACUAAAAAACAAUUAGAAGAAGCUGAAAAACAACCAGCUACAAAUGAAACCAAGUAUAACCACAAUAAAAAAAUAUUGAAAAAAAAUUAUGCAUCACCCGAAUGUGGUGCUAAAGUAGUAUCUACAAAUCCUGAAGCAAAAUAUCCACACUUGUUGUUAACAAGACCUUCUGAUGAAUAUUUAUUAAAUUUAUGUAAAAGUACUACUUGGUUUGUUGUUGAAUUAUGUGAAGCAAUCCAAGUGAAAAAAAUUGAAUUAGCAAAUUUUGAAUUGUUCUCAUCUACACCAAAGGAGUUUUCAGUGUAUGUUGCUUCUCGCUUGAAUGCACGUGUAUGGACACCAAUUGCCAAUUUAGUGGCAGAAGAUGUGCGAGUAUUGCAAGGUUUUAUUUUAAAUACAACAGAUGAAAAUGAAUUUAACAAAUACAUUAAAGUUGAGAUACAUUCACACUAUGGAAAAGAACAUUAUUGUCCAAUAUCAGUAUUUAAUGCAUAUGGAUUAUCAGAAAUUGAAGUGUUGGAAAGAUCAGAUGAAAAUGGAUUGGAAAUCAAUAUUGCAGAAAAUGAAGAUGCAGAUGAUUUUGAUGCGUUAAAUGAAGAAAUUCAAAACAACCAAAAUAAAUCAAUGGAUAGUAAAAAUACGUUGCUCGAUAGUGCUCGUGUUGCAGUGAUGUCAAUUGUUAAGAUAGCUGCAGAUGUGUUAGAUAUCAGACAAAAGAAUACUAACAAUUUUUCUAAUUAUACAUCAAAUGAUAACAUUGAUAAUAUAACAGUAGAAGUCCAAUUUUCUAAAUGUAUUACUCCGGGAUACAUUAUGGUCUGUCAUGGUUGUAAUGACACGUUUUAUAAGAAAAUGUUUGACACUAUAAGCUGUGAAGCAGAUCAUUUAACCGAAAUGUAUCAAAAUAAGUACAUCCACAAUACAAUAAUGAAUAGUGAUGCGUGUGUAGAAUUCGGAUUAGAUUUUUUAACGAUAAAAAAAAAAUCUCAACGAAAUAUUUCUUUGAUUAGUGAUCGAAGAAAAAAUUUUAUCCUUUCGAUUUUUUCACGUGUUAAAAUAGCUGCAUUGUGUAAUACUUUAGCAAUUGUACACAAAAAAAUUGUAUUGAAUAAGGCAAAACGUGUGUAUAUUAGUGAAAAUUUAAUAAUAAAUCUGCAAACAUCGAUUCCAGAUGAAAAUGGAUCAACUAACAACAAUAGUUUUACAAAACCUCAGCAAUCAAAAAAUGACUCCUCCUACUCUGAAACAAUUAAUGAUCAUAAAUCGACAGUAACUAGUUAUAUUGAACCUAUCAUUUCUCAGAUAUUACCAACAAAAGCAUUUUUAAGUUCAGAUGAAGAUCCUGAAUCAUCAAACAAAUAUUAUGUUAAAGAAUCUGAAACAGUUAUUAGUGAAAAUGCAACAUUAUCUUCAUCAUUGCAUACAGAGUUGAAUUCAACAAACGAAGUUCCUACUCCAAGUUCCACUCAAUUUGAAACUAGUUAUAUUGUGGAAAAACCCAUAGAUUCUGAAUUCCAGAAUAAUAUUGAUACAAACAUUACAAAUGAAGGAGUGCUAGUUGAACCCCCCUCAGACACAUUUGAUAGUUUUUUCAAAGAUUUUGAAGUUGAAGAACAUGAUAAUGAUAAAUGUAAUCCUACAACAGCAGAGUCAUCGAUACAUCAUACUGUACAACCUUCAGUUCAAUCACAAAAUAACAAGCAAUCUUUAUUCAUUCGCUUAGCAAAUCGUAUUAAAGAUUUAGAACGCAAUAUGUCUCUUAGUGGUGAAUACUUGCAAGAACUUAGUACUCGUUAUAAAAAACAAGUUGAUGAUAUGCAACGUACUAUUUUGGAGUUAACUGAAGAAAAUAGAAUCAAAAGGGAACAAGAUUUGAAAAUUUAUGGAGAAAUAAAAUUUCUUAGUGAUCAGGUGGCUUCUCUUCAAAAUUCACUUCACUGUCUAAAAACUGAAACAGAAAAUUUGAACUUGUUUUCAGUUAUUGUUCCUGAAAGCAAUCCUCUUAAAAUUGGAAUUAUUUGUUUAUUGAUCUUAACAUAUAUACUUCUUAGAAUAACAGGUUUUAUAGGAAAGAAAAAUCAAGAAUUAGAAUGGAAGAAUUCUAAUACAGGAUCAGGUGCACGUAGGCAGUCUACAAAUGAUAUUUUAUCAAAUAUUAAAGAGAAGCACCGACGUCCUAGUGAAGAAGCAUUAUUUUCAUCUGGAACCACUCAUCAAGAUUUAUUAAUUCGAAAUAAUAAUGGAGAAAAUAUAAAAAACGAAAAGAAACGCAGAAAAAAAAGAAAAGAACUUAUUUUGAAAUCAAAAUCAAAUGCAAUUAACCUAGAAGCGGGUGGUAUUGAUGGUAACAUAAAACUAAAAUCUACCUCUAGCCUCUCUCAAUCAAAUCGAAGAGCUUCCUCGUCUGAUCUUACUACCUGUAAUGGUUCAACACACGAUUUUAUAAAAACUGCACUGUCAGUUAGAAAUAAACGAAUGUCAGGACCGUUACAACAUACCUUAAGUGUCCUUGAUUCCAAUAAAAACAAAAAUUCAACUGAAACAAAGUCUAAAAGUAUUAAAACUUUUUUGAAAAAAAUAUUUUAGAUCCUUAUAUUAGUACGUAAUUAAAAUUUUGUUGAUUAUAUUUGUUAACUAUUUUUAUGUUUUGUCCUUUGGUAUUGUGGAACUGAUGUUAUCUAUUUAUCAAUAUAAUACUGUACAUAUUUUUAUAAUAUUUGAUUUAUUUAUAUAUUUAUAUUUUAUAUUAUGAAUUAUGUGGUUCAUCACGAACAUAUUUUUGUUGAUUAUUAUAUAAUUUAGUAAACUUCA
Messenger RNA from Aphis gossypii (cotton aphid), 3687 nucleotides. Its product is annotated as SUN domain-containing ossification factor. Gene Ontology annotation, biological process: protein folding in endoplasmic reticulum. Gene Ontology annotation, cellular component: membrane; cytoplasm. The record is from RefSeq and is a predicted model, not a curated record. The coding region runs from base 367 to 3462 and encodes 1031 amino acids. Lineage: Eukaryota; Metazoa; Arthropoda; Insecta; Hemiptera; Aphididae. The transcript has 13 exons.